AUGAAAAAUGAAAAUGGGAAAUUAAAAAUUGAAAUUGAAGGAAAAAAUACAGAAAUUGAGAGGAUUAAUGGAAUAAAAGAAGAAUUAGAAGAAUUAAAUAAAAAAAUAAAAAAUAAUUUGGAACAAAUUGAGGGAAAUUUAAAUGAAUCGAAAAAACAUUUAAUGAGACAAAAAUCAGAGAAUGUAAGGCUACAAUCUUUAAUUAAAGAAAGAGGAAAACAAUUAGAGGAAUUGGAAAAUUUAAAAAAUGAAUUGGAAAAUAAAAUGGAAAAAUUACGUGAAGAAAAUCAAAAAAAUAUUGAAAAAGUAGGAGAUUUUGUUUUAAUUGUUUCUGAAGAUGAAAAAGUUAAUUUAAUUUCAAAAAAUCAAAUAUUACAAAAAGAAUUGGAAUUUGGAAAAGAACAAAUAAUUAGAAGAAAUGAGGAAUAUGAAAUGACUAUUGAAGCUUUGGCUAAGGGACAUAGAGAGGCUGAAGAAAGGAGACUUGCAGCACUACAGGAAUUGGAAAAAAUAAAAUAUGAUAGUGCGGAUAUGAAGUCACAAAUCGAAAAUAACGAACAAAGAUUGAAACAAUUACAAGAAGAAUAUAUCAAAGCAGAUAAUGAAAGAGAAUUAUUGAAAGAUGCAUUAAAAAGAUUUAGAGCUAGCACAAUAAGAAUAUAUAAAGAAAUUAAAGAAAAUAGUAAUGGAUUUGAAUUUCGUUCAAUUCCUUUACCUAAAUAUAAUAAUGAUUUUGUUGAUGAAAGAGGCGAAAUUAAUUCGGAUAGAUUAAAUGAUAUUCUACAAGAUUUGGCUAAUCGAAUAGAGAACCUUCAAAUUGAUCGGGACCGUUACAGGGAUGAAUUAAAUCGUCUUAAAAAUACAUCUACAGAUACUAAAACAACCUAUACUAAAAAAGAAACACAUUUUCGAACAAUUGAAGAAAGUUUAGAAAAUGCUGAGGAAGAUAAACGUUCAUUAGAAGCUAGAUUAGCUACAGCAAAACAAUUACUUAAAUCUCAAGAAGAAAAUAUGAAAUUAAGAGAAGAAGAAAGAAGACAAAUUAAAAGUAAUUUAAUUACAGCAGAAUUGGAAACGAGGGGAAAAGAAGCACAAAUUAGGCACUUAAAUGAAAAGUUAAAAAUUCUCCAAAAUGAUUUGGAUGCAGCAAAAGAAGAAUUACGAGUAACUAGAGAUAAAAAUGAGUUAAAGGAUUCGAAUAGAUUUCAAUUGGAAAUAACAUUGAGAGAUCAAGAGAAUGAAUUGAGAGAUUUACGCUCAAAAUUAACAAAUUGUCAAACAACAAAUAAUGGUUUAAAAGAAAAAGUAAAUGAAUUAAAUAUUCGAUUAAAAACAAGCGAGGAAAAUUCUAAUGGAUUACAAGAAGAUAUUGAGAGAUUGAGAAAGGAAUUAAAAAGGACAGAAUCAAUUGAAGAUGAACUUAAACGAACUGUAGAAAUACAUUCUCGAGAAAGAAAUGAACUUAAAACGACAAAAGAACAAUUAACUCGUAUACAAAACGAAUUAUACGGAAAUCAAAUUCGUAAACAAGAAACUGAAUCAGAAUUAAUUAAUGCACGUUCUGAAGUUAGAGACUUUCGUCAACGAAUAAAUGAAUUAAAUAAUAAAAUUGGAGAUUUAAAUAGACAAAUACAAGAUGCUCAAAAAAUAAAAAUAGAAAUGAAGAAAAAAUUAGAGAUUUAG
Meloidogyne enterolobii is the source of this 1683-nucleotide messenger RNA. NCBI's taxonomy places the organism in Eukaryota, Metazoa, Nematoda, Chromadorea, Rhabditida, Meloidogynidae. The record is from the annotation of a GenBank genome assembly.